ACACACACACACACACACACACACACACACAUGUAAUCAUUCAAACACAGUCUAGGGAUUCCUAUUGCCUUCUUUAAUUCUCCCAACUUGUCUUAAUAUUUUUAUUGUAAAGAAAACUUUUGGCACACACAGGCCAACAAUGUAACAAAGCUGUAAUUCGGAACUAUGAAAGGCAAAUAGCAGUCUAAGUUAUUCUCUUGAAAAAAAGAAACAACCAACAACAACAUUUUUAAAGACGCAUAUAUAGCUGCCAGGAAGUUCGAACAGAAACGUAAUUAUUUCACUGUUUAAUCCCUUUGACAAACAUUAGGCGGUCACCCGUGUCCGCUAUGGAGUACCUCAUUUACUUUCUUUGUCAUUGAUGGGGAAAAUAAGAGAUGGUGACCCAAUCAGCAAGGUUAACCGGCGAACCAAUCUUAACGCUGAUUGGUUGAUCACUGAAGUCUUGACUCCACCCCACGAAAAAGGCGCGAAAGAAGCGUGGGUAUAAAAGCAUUACCACACGUAGUUGCUUAUAGUCCCACAGUUUUCUGUUUGACCACAGCCACGUUCACAGAUAUUGGAUUUACGAUUUUUGGGAGAAUUUUGAUGCGUUUGUGACUUGCUCAGUAUUUCCCCAGUGAAAGAGUUGUGUAUUUCACUCGUUGGAUUUGUUCUGGAAGUUUUGAUCAGACGUUUCUUAUAGAUGCUGUGACUCAGUGAUACGUUUUGGGAACACUUAUACCGUGCUUUACCCAAGUUAUACAAGAACUUUCAACUUGGAGUAUAUCUUCUACGUCGCCUACAGCUUCAGAAUGAGUGCUACUUUCAGACUCGGUCGUCCAGUGUUUGAGACCCACACUGUAAAUGUGUCCGAUGCGCUCGGCUUUAAAGAAGAUCGCAUUCUAGCGGGAGGCGCAACUGCCCAAGUCUUCCUCGCUACAGACGUCAACAAUCCGGAGAAGAAGAAAGCUCUGAAGAAAUUUAUUUUUCUGGAGAAUGGAGACCCUGUGGAUAAACCAAGGAAAUGGUUCUAUUUCGUCAACGAGGUGGCCAUGCUUCAAGAUCUCCGUCAUCCCAACAUCAUAGCAAUGGAGAGAGCGGCUAGUUGCCCAGAGUCACUGGUCAUGGUGUUGGAAUUUCAUCCUGUGGAUCUGUUCGACGCAUUACCUCGUAUCUCGGAUGAGGAAGCCACUCGCUACUUUACCCAGGUCGCCGAGGCCUUGAGCUAUCUACACAGCCGACGUGUCGUGCACGGGGAUGUAAAACUGGAAAAUGUGUUGGUGAGUAAAGAUGGAGUGGCAAAACUUUGUGACUUUGGACACGCUCAGGUAGUUCCUGAAAACACGGACAGUUUGAAGGAAUGGGGAAGUUGUGCAGCCUACCACGGACCGGAAUUCACAAGGGGCCAUCCCGUGAAAGACGCUUUCAAGCUUGAGAGUUUCUGUGUCGGCGUUCUGCUGUGGGCACUUGUGUUUCGUAAAAAGCCGCAGAAAAACACGGACUACUUAAAGCUGUUGGACAGUGACAAAGCAAUCUCGCCUUCUUACAGGCAAUGUGUACACCGUCUACUGUGUGUAAACCCGACAGAGCGUGCUUCAGUCUCCCAGAUCCUACAAAUCCUCAGCACCAACAGUCACACAGAACUUCGUGUCCGACAAAACACCACCGCUCAAUCUCUCAUCACUGCACCAAUCACAUACAACAGCACCGGCGAGGAAGUAGCGAGUCCGUACUUCGGAAGCUCACCCAUCGAACAGACACCAUCUUCAUCAUUCUGCCAUCCCUUCAACGAGUUCAGCUAUCAACAUUCAGGAUAUGACCAACAGUUCGUGUACCCCUCGCACUCUUCAGUAUUUCCCACGUGA
Molecule: messenger RNA, 1847 nt
Organism: Aplysia californica (California sea hare)
Lineage: Eukaryota; Metazoa; Mollusca; Gastropoda; Aplysiida; Aplysiidae
Product: probable serine/threonine-protein kinase CCRP1
Exons: 1
Coding region: 795-1847 (350 amino acids)
Biological process (GO): intracellular signal transduction; protein phosphorylation
Cellular component (GO): cytoplasm
Molecular function (GO): ATP binding; protein serine/threonine kinase activity
Source: RefSeq, a predicted model, not a curated record